Salvia splendens (bonfire salvia) is the source of this 1710-nucleotide messenger RNA. RefSeq lists its product as uncharacterized. The transcript is spliced from 4 exons. Gene Ontology annotation, molecular function: zinc ion binding; nucleic acid binding. The record is from RefSeq and is a predicted model, not a curated record. NCBI's taxonomy places the organism in Eukaryota, Viridiplantae, Streptophyta, Magnoliopsida, Lamiales, Lamiaceae. Bases 1 to 1710 code for a protein of 569 amino acids.
AUGACCAGAAGGCGGGUGCACGUGAAAAGAAAUGACGGUGACAAACUUCGUGCGAUUUGUAAAAGGCAAGGCUGUGAGUGGUAUGUGUACUUGAGGAAGCACGAAGUACACAAUGGUCAGGAUUACGUGGUGAUGAAUAAGCAACGCGAUCACGCGCGCACAUGCUCUCAGGUGUUGGAUUCGAAGUGGCUGGCGACAAAGUGGCUAGGUGAGCGUUAUAUGGAGAAGAUCAAAGCCAACCCUCACAGUCCACUUGCAGCUAUACGACAGUGUGUCGAUGAAGAUUUUGGCCUGAAGAUAGGUAGGAUGAAGGCAUAUCGGGCCAGAGAGCACGCACUGGACGGCAUAUUCGGGUCUACGGCAAACCAAUACAGAAACUUAUUCUACUACAAAGCCGAAUUGGAGCGGAUGCACCCUGAUUCCAGCAUACAUAUACAUUAUGAGAAUACAAGGGAUUCUGGCGCCGUGGGUCCGAGAUUCCUGAGGUUCUACUGCUGUCUAAGACCAUUGAAAAAGAGAUGGAUGCAGUUAUGUCGGCCAAUUAUCUUCUUCGACGCUUGUUUCUUGCGAGGAAUGUACAAAGGACAGCUCAUGACAGCAAUGGGAAUUGAUCCCAACAAUUGCUGGUGGCCGAUUGCUUGGACUGUGACUGAGACCGAGAGUUAUGUCCAGUGGAAGUGGUUCGUGGAGUACUUGGCUGAUGACCUUAAAUUGCAUGCAAAUGGCCCACGAUAUGUGUUUAUGUCUGACCAACAAAAGGGCCUUGCAAAGUUGAUUGUUGAGGAAUUCCCACAGAGCGAGCAUCGCUUCUGUGUGCAGCACAUAUAUAACAAUUUCAAGAAGAGAUUUAUCGGAGAAAAUUUCAAAGACCGGUUGUGGGAGAUUGCCUCGAGUACCACCCCCGAACAUUAUGUGGACAAGAUGGAUGCUUUGCAGACCGAGUAUCCCCAAGCACAUCAGUGGCUUUCUGAAGUUGCUCCCAAAGAAAAGUGGGUCAAGGAAUUUUCUCUACACACACUUGUUGUGAUGUGCUCCUCAACAACAUCUAUCAGAGGCCAGUGGAUCAGAAGCUACGAUCACGCAGUCCCUCUUGUUAUCAAGGAGCUUGUUGAUAAGUGGUACGCGCGCGCUUCAUCGUGGAGGGCUACAUGGAACGGACAGUCUUCGUACCAAGUAACUGGGCCAUCUGGCCAAUAUGUUGUCAACGUGCGCGAUUUUACAUGCUCCUGCAGAUUGUGGCAGCUAACCGGAAUCCUGUGCACUCAUGCUAUCGCAACAAUCAACAAGAAUGGCGACGACGUGACGCUAUUCGUUUCCCGCUAUUAUUUGAAGUCAACAAUGAUCAUGUUGUACGAGAAUGUCCUUUACUCAAUCAAUGGGGUGGACAAUUGGCCCAACACUACUUCUGAUGGUGCGGUGGAACUGGCGCCCCCGAGGUCAAAGCGACAGCGUGGUAGGCCAAAGAAACUGAGACGUGAGAAGCCCCAUAUUCGUCUUCAUGCGGACGGAGGUGAGUCAUUGCGUCGCACCUUCGUGAUGAAAUGUCGUCGGUGCGGUCAAGAAGGUCAUAAUAGGAGGACAUGCAGCAAUGAUCCUCGGACAGAUGCUCGUUCUCAGGUUGGGGAGACUUCGCACUACAACGGGUCGCAUGAACAUGGUGAGAGUACUUUGCCUGAAUCGUCAAACAAUCGCCGACGCCAAGAGGCAUAG